Messenger RNA from Anneissia japonica, 5161 nucleotides. RefSeq names its product protein mono-ADP-ribosyltransferase PARP6-like. The record is from RefSeq and is a predicted model, not a curated record. Gene Ontology annotation, biological process: endoplasmic reticulum unfolded protein response. Gene Ontology annotation, molecular function: NAD+ poly-ADP-ribosyltransferase activity; kinase binding; protein serine/threonine kinase activator activity. Lineage: Eukaryota; Metazoa; Echinodermata; Crinoidea; Comatulida; Comatulidae. Bases 185 to 2692 code for a protein of 835 amino acids. The transcript is spliced from 19 exons. Gene Ontology annotation, cellular component: intracellular anatomical structure; membrane; endoplasmic reticulum tubular network.
GAUGAAUAGUGUUGAGUUUUCUCCGCAGGAACAGAACAAAACAAAGGAAGCGGUGCCGAAAGUAAAAGGACAGAUGGACUCUUUUCCUUGAUUUUUACACUUAAAUUAGCUGUUUGUUUGUCGUUUUAUAUAUAAUGUUUGUACUGUCAGCGUCAACAGUAUAUUCAGAAUAGAAUGCGUUAAGAUGGACGACCUCUCUUAUCGUUGUUAUACAGGUAAAGAUGAGAGCAGAGCACCACUACUUUUAGCGGAACAAAAACGAAAUGACGACGGACAGACAGCAGCUGACGAAUGCAGAUCAUGCCUUCUCCCAACAGAAAAAGAGACACACCAGCAUUUUCAGCAAAUUGACGGCAUACACUACAUUGUUGAUGGGGAUGAUGGUGGGUAUGACUUCAGACAAGGAACAUGCUUAAAGGAUUGCGUUAACAUUCACAAACAGAACAAUAGAAACGAUGGUGCAAUAAAUAUAGAUACAGAUGAUAUAGACUUUGAGGGAGACCUGUGUUCGUGUGCACAUAGUACAUGCUCUAACGCUGAUAGUAACGGGAGCCAGUAUAUCAACGAGAAACCGAAUGGAAGCACACAUAAACAGUGUGACCGAUAUACAAGUGCCUCAAAAGAAAGCGAGCACAUUAUAGAACAAUUAUCUGUGCUCACAAAUCACAUCGACGCUAAUGAGGAUGUGAUUGAGGAGGAAUGCGGUUACUUUGGGGAUGAGGAAAAAGACAGUGGUAGUGAAGACGAUGAUUAUGAAGACUGCCAGGAUUAUUACCAAUAUAGUGAUGAUCAUUAUGAUGAUGAUGAAGAUGAUGCCUAUGAAGACGAGGUAUUAGAAGAGACAGCUUUGCACUCUCUACUUAGCCAUGAUAUACAUUCAGUAAAACUGUGGUAUGGCCCCUCUACGAUUGAUGUCAGGCGUUUUUCAUCUUUGGAUGAUGUUGAUGUUGAUCUGAAGUUGGACAUAUCUUUUCUUCAUUCUGAGAUUGCAAGUGCUUGGUCGUUAUUAUCUGAUCAACCGCUAGUUGUUCGUCUCAACUUCUCUUCCUCCCGUUACUUAGAUGGAGACAUUCCAAAGGUGACAGUUUUUCAGCCUACAAAAGAAAAACAAGUUGGCAUAUGUGUUCAAGUACGAAAGAUUACUGAAGGGUUUGUAUCCAAACAUUGGAAAGUAUAUAGCAACUCAUACGUUGAAUCCAAACAGAAACCAUUGGCAUCCACAACACCGAAAUCUGUGGACUGCUCGGGUAACAAAAAGUUUAAGAACAGUAGCCUUUGUGUUGACGAUACAUCCUUGUCUCAAAUCAUGGAGCUUGGCUAUAGUCGCACUAUGGCUACAAAUGCAUUGGUGAUGAGUGAGGGCAGUGUAACUACUGCCAUUUCUUUUCUACAAUCCAACCCUGCAAGGUGCCAGAACUUUCAGGGAGAAGAAUUCAUUCCACGGAAGAAAAGUUUAAAGACACUUUUCCGGCAAAAAUCUAGUUCAAAAAAUAAUUCCACAGAUAUACACAAUCCAGAUGAACUUCAUCUUUUACCAACAUUAACUGAGGCUGGGAAGUCUGCUAAAACAGUACCAAGCCUCUGCCAUGGAUUUCUUAACCAAAUUUUCACAUAUCUACGUAACAGGAUAUCUUCACUUAAUGAGUACUGUGUUGUGUGUGAUGAACCACAUAUUUUCCAAAAUGGGUACAUGUUAAAGCCCGCAGUUUGUGAGCGGGAACUGUGUGUAUUUGCAUUCCAGACUCUCGGCGUGAUGCGUAACGCAGCUGAAGACAUUGCAAUGGGUGCUGAGGUUGUUGAUUUGCUUGUCGCCAUGGUUGCUGCAGCUAUUAAAUCGAAGAGGAAAAACCUCAUCCUGGAUCCCUACCCAAUGGUUGUGGAUCCAUUUAACCCAAAAGAAUUUGCUUUUUCUCCAAAGAAAAAAGAUUGUGCUGGUUUUCAGAAGAUAGAAAAAGCGCUGGAGAGUUUUAUAUCAAUUCGUGAAAUGCUUGCCACUGGCGACCCCGCUGAUAUGAAGAAACGAAUGGAUAUUAAGGAUCCAAAUUCUUACCCCUUACUUCAAUGGAUUGUGUCUAGCAACAGGUCACAUAUAGUUAAGUUGCCAGAAUCCAGGCAAAUCAAAUUUAUGCAUACUCCUCAUCAAUUUCUAUUAAUGACGAGCCCACCUUCGAAGGAGGCGAUAUUCUCAAAGGCGAAACAAGAGUCUGGUAGCGUCUUCGCAUUUCAUGGAUCACACAUAGAAAAUUGGCAUUCCAUUUUAAGAAAGGGACUCAUCAAUGCAUCAGGAACUAAGUAUCAGCUUCAUGGUGCAGCAUAUGGGCAGGGAAUUUACCUCAGCCCUCAUUCUAGUGUUUCCUUUGGCUACUCUGGUAUGGGCCACGGAUUUCAUAGAGAUCCCCAUAGGACAAUACAUGUGACAAACAAGAAAUCAGACUGUAGAUUUUUGAAGAGUAAGAAUCUCACAUGUAUAGCUCUGUGUGAAGUAAUUGAAUCAAAGGAACUGAAAAAGAAUGGGAAUAUUUGGGUGUGUACGAACCCAGAUCAUGUUUGCACACGUUUCUUUUUUAGAUAUGAAGAUGGCAAAGUUGGUGAUCUGACUGUUGAUACAUCUCAGGACCGAUACUCCAAAGAAAUUCUAGUUGCAACGCAGGUUAAAACACAUCCGAAAACGGGCAAAAAUAUCCUAGCAUGAAGUCUCAAAAUGUCAUAUAAAGAACACCACCAGCCUGGUUGCUUGUGUGUGUGGUACGAAAGCAGGACUUUCACAUUCAAGAACGAGACAAAGCACAAGUUCAUCGACCUUUCUUUUGUCCAAUAUAACAUGUGGGAAAGGGGUUUAUACUCCCUACCAUUGUUAUUGUAUAUGUUGUGUUGUAGGAUGUGUUCAUUCAUUCCCUUGGCCAGCACAUAUAAAUGUAUGUGUAUAUAUAUAUAUAUAUAUAUAUAUAUGUAUGUAUACACAGACAUAUAUUAUUUGUAUGAGCUGAUGAAAAACAUGAGUUAGUAGUUUAGUUUGUUAAUGAAUGCUAAUAAGCAUACACCGUAUAUUCUCGCUUAUAAGGCGAGGCUUAAAAAAGCAAAUGACGAUCGAAAAACAUUGCGCAACACAUACAAAGUUUUGAUAUUUCAUGUUCGUCUUAUGUGCAGAUUGUCCUUUACGAGCAAAUUUGCUACUGAAAUGAAGCUGGUAGCAGGGGCGGAUCCAGGAAUGUCCAAAAGGUGGGAGAGGAGGGGGGGGGGGGGGGGGGGGGGGCGAAAGUUGGGCCGAUCGAGACAACACUGCCCCGCAAAAUUGUUUGUGUUCUACACACACGAACAUAACAUUUGAGGUAUUCUGGGCUAUCAUUUUUUUUCUUUUUCUUACCUCCCAAAAGGAGAACUGGGGCCAGGCCAGCGCCCCCCCCCCCCAAAUCUACCCCUGGGUAGUAUGUUAAUGAACGCAAUUUUUAAUGCAGGGAAAUAAUAGUUUUGAUGAACAUUUAAAAACCCAUAAAAUUGUAUUAUUUGGCAGAUUAGCCCUACAUUUCACUCCAUUUUUAGCCAGCUAGAUGCAGUAUCAAAACAAUAAAGAGCAGAGAAGUAGGAAAUCCAACGAUGAAACGGGGGUCAUCUUAAUACCCAACAUGCAAAAAUUGUCCAAAAAUCUUCUCAAGCUCAAGAGUCCUCUUAUAUGCGGAUUGCCUUAUGCGCAAGAAUAUACGGUAAAUCUAGUAAAAAGUAAUUUAUGUAAUUUAAAGAACAUAUUUGUUAGUUUCUUCCCACACAUCCAAUUUAAACAAUUAAGUCACUCACAUCAACUUUCUAUGUUGUAAGGCCAUUUGGUUUCUGUAAUCAAUGUUUUUUUUUAACAAAUUCGCCAUCUGUGUCCUCAGAAGGCAGGUCUAUCUAAGUGGAACAAUUAGAAGGCUAAUGCCCAAUAGAAAGAAUUACACUGAAUUAGGUACUGUAGCUAUUAUCUCAUAUCACAUUUCCCUAGCUAGAGGCCCAUCACUUUUUCACUGCACCACCAUCAUGCCUUUGCCAGAUAGACCAGGUGGCUGCUUCUAACCUAGUCCCUACCCUCUGACCUUCAUAUUGGGGAGACCUUUUCAUUAAUUAAGCUGCCACUGUUUUAUUGUUCUUAAAUCUGUGGAAUACACAAGAUGUUCUACCAAUGACAAAGUAUCUGCCAAAAAGAGAAAAAUAUAAACAGGCAAGUAAUUUUAAGACAAUAAAGUGUAUUGUACAAAAGGUUAAAAGUACAUUUUUUAAAGGCACUAACCAGAUGGUAGAUACAAACCUGUAUUUUAACUUGUUUUUAAAAUAUGUUAUGGUGAUAACUUAAUAAUAUACAGAUUUUUGGCACUAUUUUACUGAGUGUUUUUAUCUUUUAUUAUGUUCAACUAUUCUGUCCUAAAACAUUGUUUUUCACAUACUGUAUUUUGUUAGUAUGCUUUUAUUGCCAUGAUGAAACAAACCACCGAGGUUAUAGUGUUUCCAUGGUUUAACAAAAUGUGUAUUAUAUUAAUCUAACAACCUGGGUUGGUUAUAAUUUGACCUUUUCACUCAGAGUUGAAUCUUAACUAACAUCCAUUGUUUCUUACAGCAUUGUUUUAUCAGUAUUUUCGCCUUUGAUCUUUGUGCGUAUAUGUAUGUAUGCAUACAUGUGUGGAUGUGCGUGUGUGUGUCCUUUUUUGCUUGCAUAUCCAUCUGUUGUAAGGUUUACAAUUCAAAAAAUGUAUGCCUCAAAAUAGAAAAAAAAAAGAUAACCUGUUGUGCUAGUGUAAUGUAAGACUUACUUUGAGGCCAAUUAUCUUGUGUUUUAUUCAUUUUCAUAUACCAAAAUGCCUAUGCAGUAACCUGAAUUUUAUUAUUUAGAAUGUUGAUGAAAUUCUAUAUAUUUCAAUAUACUGUACAUUAUACGGUUACAUUACAUGGAUUGCCAGUUGGGGACCCAUCUGGUUUAAUGAGCUUCCUUAACAAAUCCUUUAUUUGGUGCAAGUGGUAAUAAUAUCCAUGGCCAGUUGUAGACAGUGACGAUUUCAAAGGGACUCCCACAACCCAUGGGUGGCUUGGUACCCAACAGGCAUUAAUAUUUUGUAUGUUGUAAGAUGAAGAAUUUUUAACAUGUGACAAACUAUAAAUGUUAUGAAAAUGUGUUAAUAAAUAUUCUACAAAUAUA